AGCCUGUUAUAGGAACUCGUGGUCAGGGGUCCCCUGCAUGCGCUUCCGAGAGCCCCGUGGGACUGACGUGGGCGAGAUCCAUCAGACGGAGGAUCCCGAAAGAAAAGAGACGCGGCUCUAAGUCUAUUUUCUGUCCCUUCAUUUUACCCUUUUCUUACCUUUUCCCUCAACUCUGCAGGACGACUCGUCACUUUUUCCACGGCUCAGUUUAGGAAUUUUUUUUUUUGUCAGAGAGCAGGCGAGUAAAGGAAAUUUAUAGGAAAAAAUUUAAUCCUCGAGAUUAAAAAAUCGGAUCGAAACAAACCCAAACAUCCUCACUUGCCCAGUGACUCCUCGCAGGGUAAACCUUUUGGAAGAGCAGCAGGCUAAUGUGGACGCUGUGGUUAGUGGUAGUGACGUGGGUUUGUCACAUCAGUUUGUGAAAUGGGGUCAUCUUCAUUUUACAGCUUGCGUUUCUUUGAGUCCUUCUGAACGCCCACCUCACAUGUGAACGUAAGAGUCGUCCCUGUCUUCUCCAGCGUCCGGCACAGGGGCUGCCCCACAGUAGGCGCCCAGUAAGCACUUUGUGAAAGGAAUGCGCGAGUGAAUCUGAGAUGGUCCCCUCCAGAGGGUUUGGAAAUGCUGCCGCUGUGGCCCGUGUUCGAUCUGGGGAAGGUGAUUUGUGGUGACUUGUGGGUGAUGGCUCCAAAAUGAAUGCAAAGGUGGUGCCCUGGUAGAAGGAAUCCAGAGAACCAAGAACCCGCCUGCCUCACGUGCCUCUUCCUUGCCUCUUAUUCCUGCUCCCAGGAGGCAGGACACAGUCAGAGGAAACAAGGGAGCAGAACCCCGAUAAAGCUCGGACGUGGACCAGGCAGGAACUGCUGGCUUAGCCCAAGUGCUCCUCUUGCACUUGUGUUCAGGAGCCGGAUGCUCGUCCAGGCAUCCCCAGGCCCCACCAUGAGGACCAGGGAGAGCGGGGACUACACCAGGAACUCCGGCGGCUCCUGCCUGAGUGGCAGCGCGGUGGCCAUGCCCACCCUCGAUGGCAGCAGCAUCGCUAUGAGCGCCUGCAGCAGCAGCGGCAGUACCCAGCCUGCCAGCCCCAUGGACACUCAGGUGUGCAUCUCAAAGAAACAGGACAGAGUGAAGAAGAGGAUCAUCUGGGGCAUUGAGGUGGCUGAGGAGCUGCAGUGGAAGGACUGGGAGCUGGGGAAAGAGACCACACGGAACCUGGUCCUGAAAAACCUCUCCUUGAAAAUCCAGAAGAUGAAAUACAGGCCUCCCAAGAGCAAGUUCUUCUUCACGGUCAUCCCUCAGCCCCUCUUCCUGAGCCCAGGCAUAAGCUUCACGCUCCCCAUCAUCUUCCGGCCUCUGGAGGAGAAGGAGUACAUGGACAGGCUGUGGUUUGAGAAAGCCGAGGGGACAUUCUUUGUGGACCUGAGGGCCACCCUGCCUUGCCACAAGCUGACCUGCCUGCCAUUACUGCAGCUGCCCAUGUGUGCCGUAGGGGACACAGUUGAGGCCUGGUUCGACCUGGACAAUGUGGGGGACCUACCCACCUUCUUCACCUGGGAGUUCCCCAGUCCGUUCCAGAUGUUUCCCGCCACGGGGCUCCUGGAGCCAGGCCUGGCCUGCCAGAUCAAGGUGGCUUUUCAGCCCCUCGUGGCUGUCAUCCACGAUGCCGAGGCCACGUGCUGGUACGGGGAGAACAGCCGGCAGAAGUGCAGCAUCCAGCUGCAAGCUGUGGCCAAGUGCGCCCAGCUGCUGGUGAGCAUAAGGCACAAGCAACCAGAGGACCAGGAUGCCAUAGGCUUCCACAAAGUGCUGCACUUUGGCUCUGUGGCUGUGGGCUGCACAGCCGAGCGGCAGAUCAGGCUGCAUAACCCGUCGGUGGUGAACGCCCCCUUCAGGAUUGAAAUUGUCCCAGACCUGCUGGCCCAAGACCAGGCCUUCUCGUGCCCCACGGCCCAGGGCGUCGUGCGCCCAGGAGAGAAGAAAUGCGUGUCGGUGAUCUUCCACCCCGAGGCCCUGAGCACCAGAACUGUGGACUACUUCUCCAUCACGCCUUCCGGCUGUGCCUCCCAAACCCUGCUCAAGGUCGUGGGCUUCUGUAGAGGUCCCGCCGUGUCCCUGCAGCAGUACUGCAUCAACUUCAGCUGGAUCAACCUCGGGGAGCGCUCGGAGCAGUCUCUGUGGAUUGAGAACCAGGAGGACUGUACUGCCUACUUCCAGUUCGCCAUCGACUGCCCGGAGAGUGUCUUCAGCAUCAGGCCUGCCUUCGGGACCCUGCUGGGCAAGGCCCGCGCGACCCUGCUCUGCACCUUCCAGCCCACUCACCCCAUCAUCUACUUCCGGCGGGUGGCCUGUCUCAUCCACCACCAGGACCCACUGUUCCUGGACCUGAUUGGGACCUGCCACUCGGACAGUAGUAAGCCAGCCAUCCUGAAGCCGCAGCAUCUCACCUGGUACCGCACACACCUGGCUCGAGGCCUGACGCUCUACCCCCCUCACGUCCUGUGCACCAUGCUGAAGGAGAAGAAGCUGGAGCAGGACCAGAACGGGGCCCUCAUGCUGCCCGUGGAGGACCUGGAGGAUUCGCCAGCGCCGCAGUACCCCAGCGUCCCUCCCAUGACCGAGUUCUUCCUUGACGGCACGGGCAACAUGGCUGUCUUUCCCCCGCCUGUCACCAUAGAGCCCGUUGAAGUGGAUUUUGGCGCCUGCCCGGGGCCCGAGGCCCCCAACCCUGUGCCCCUGUACCUGAUGAACCACACCAAAGGCAAGAUCACCGUGGUCUGGACACACAGGCCUGACUGCCCCUUCUGGGUGACCCCGGACACCUGCGAUGUCCCCCCACUCAAGUCCAUGGCCAUGCGCCUGCACUUCCAGCCGCCUUACUCCAACUGCCUCUAUGCCGUGGAGCUCGAAGCCUUCGCCGUCUAUAAGGUCCUGCGCAGCUACAACAAUAUCGAGGAAGACUGCACGGUGUGCCCGUCCUGGUGCCUGACCGUGCGUGCCCGGGGCCACAGCUACCACGCCGCCUUCGAGCACCACGUCCCCCACUACUCCCUGGACGCCCCCAAGCUCUUCCCCGCGGUACCCUCCAGCGAGCCCUCCUACCGCAGCCUGCUGCUGGUGAACAAGGGGCCCAUGCUGCUGACCUUCGCCCUGGCCCCCAGAAGCAGCGCGGACGUCACCCUGCGGCCCACCUCAGGCCUCGUGGCCCCCGGCGCCCACCAGAUCCUCCUGCUCUGUGCCUACCCCAAGGGUACCACCUGGAAGCAACACCACCUCUACCUGCAGUUCAAUUCCUGCCCUCAGUACCUCAAGGAGGUGAUCCUGCAGAGCCGAGAGGAGCCCCGGCAGCUGCAGCUGGACACCUCCCAGAGCGUGUUCUUCAAGCCCACCUGGGUGGGCUGCUCCUCCACCAGCACCUUCACCUUCCACAACCCCACGCGUCUGCCCAUGGAGUUUGAGUGGAGGGUCUCCCAGCAGCACCGGAAGCUGUUGGCUGUCCAGCCGCCCAGGGGGCUCAUCCAGCCCAAUGAGAACGUGACGCUGACAUGGGUGUUCAGCCCUUUGGAGGAGACCAAGUACCUGUUCCAGGUGGGGAUGUGGGCCUGGGAAGCCGGCCUGCCCCCCGGCGCCAAGCCCCCCAGCACCCACUACCUGCUGCGGCUGGUGGGCAUGGGCAUCUCCGGCAGCAUCUCCGCAAAGGAGAAGGAGCUGGACUUUGGGAACAUGCUGGUGGGCAGCGAGGAGAACAGGUCCCUGGAGUUCGGGAAUGAUGGCGACUGCACCCUCUAUUACCACCUGCACCUGGAGCAGCACAGCCCAGAGGGCGACGCCGAAGACCCCCCUGCUCUGCAGCUGGACCGGACGGAGGGCAGCCUGCCUCCCCACUCCCAGGACACCAUCUGCCUGACUGCCUGCCCAAAGCGCCGGGGCCAGUACUCUUGGACUCUCAGCUAUUCCCUGCUCUCCCACAGAGACAACAAGGCUGGAGAGCAGCAGGAGCUGAGUCGAGUCACCCUGGAGGCUGUGUACCCCUUUCUCUCCAUCCUGGACGUGUGCUCCAUGGGCAGUGCCGAGGGCAUCACCCGCAAACACCUGUGGCGCCUCUUCUCCCUGGACACGCUCAACAGUUACUUGGAGCGCGACCCCACCCCCCAGGAGCUCACCUACAAGGUGCCCACUCGGCACAGCACAAGCCAGACACCUCCGGUCCUCACUCCUUUGAAGCUUGACUUCAAUUUUGGGGCGGCACCGAUCAAUGCCCCCGCCUCUGUGGUGCUCCUGACCCUGAAGAACAGGGGCGUGGUGCCCGUGCACUGGUCCUUCCUCUUCCCAAGCGACCAGCAGAUGGACCUGGAGCUAUGGGCAGAGCAAGCAGAGUUUGACUGCACUGAGCUCCACCAAAUGCGUGUGCAGGACAACUGCAUCUUCUCCAUCAGCCCCAAGGCAGGGGGCCUGAGUCCUGGGCAGGAGGAGAUGGUGCAGUUCAAAUACAGCCACGUAUUCACUGGCACUGACCGCCUCCCGGUGCUCUUCAAGGUGUCCCACGGCCGGGAGAUCCUGCUAAAUUUUGUAGGUGUGACAGUGAGCCUGGAGCAGAAGUACGUGCACUUCACCUCCACCAGCCACCAGUUCAUCCCCGUCCCCAUUGGAGACAUGCUGCCUCCACGGCAGAUUUAUGAACUCUAUAACGGUGGCUCGGUGCCCGUGACGUACGAGAUCCAGACCAACAUCCUGUCCCAGGUGCAGGAAAAGAAUUUCGAUCACCCCAUCUUCUGUUGCCUCAACCCCAAAGGGGAGAUCCAGCCAGGCACCACCGCUCGGACCCUGUGGAUAUUCUCACCCAUCGAGGCCAAGACCUACACUGUGGAUGUGCCCAUACACAUCCUGGGAUGGAACUCGGCCCUCAUCCACUUCCAGGGAGUGGGCUAUGACCCCCAGAUCAUGGGUGACACAGCUCCGUUCUACAACAUCUCCUCUUGGGACAGCGGUUCCACACACUCUAAGAUGUUGGUUCCCGGGCAGAAUGUCGUCCUGUCCCAGUCUCACAUCUCCCUGGGGAACAUCCCUGUGCAGAGCAAGUGCAGCCGCUUGCUGUUCCUCAACAACAUCUCCAAGAACGAGACAAUCGUCUUUGCCUGGCAGCCAAGUUCUGUAGACUUUGGGGAGGUCUCCGUGAGUCCCAUGGAAGGAGAGGUGGCUCCCGAAGAGACUGUCCCGCUCGUGGUAACGUUGAAAGCCUCAGUGCACGCCAGCUUCUACAGCGUGGACCUGGUAUGCAAGGUGUACCGGCAGAAGCUCAUGAAGCGGUACCACAAGGAGCUACAGGAGUGGAAGGAUGAGAAGCUGCGGCAGGAAGUGGAGUUCACCAUCACAGACAGGGAACUGAAGAGAAGGUUCUAUUGCACAGCCUGUGAGCCUGCAAGGAAGUACAAGACGCUGCCACCCAUCAGGAGCCAGCAGUCUCCCAACCGGCCUGCCAGCUGGAACCUGCAGAUCCCAAAGGAGGACUUGUCCUGGCCGUGCCCCAAGCCGCCCCCACCAGGCAUGCUGUGCCUGGGCCUCACCGCCCGGGCCCAUGCCACCCACUGCUUCCUGGCCAACUUCUUCUCAGACUUCCCCUGCCACUUCUUGCACAGGGAGCUGCCAAAGAGGAGGACCCCCAGGCAGGAGUCCACGACGUUCCAGGAAGAACCCCCUGGCCCCAAGUGGGGUCCCGUUUCCAAGCAGAAGCGGCAGCUCCUAGAGGACUGUCUCACCGCCAUCAUCAGGGGCCUGCUGGAAGACAAGAACUUCCACGAAGCUGUUGGCCAGAGCCUGGUGGAGCAGGUGCCUUACUUCUGCCAGUUCUGGAAUGAGCAGUCAGCCAGGUUCGCGGCCCAGAAGAGCAGCCUAUACUUGAUGCCAGUCCUGUCUGUGUCCUCCAGCAUUGGGGAGGAUGGGAAAGGCAAGGAGCAGGAGAACAAACCGGGGCUGGGGAGGAAGGCCAGGGGGGAGGAAGAGGAGAAGGGUGAAGAGGAAGAGGAGGAGUUGGAGGAGGAAGAGGAGGAAGAAGAGGAGGUACAAGAGGAGGAGGAGUUGUACAAGGAGGACAUGGAGGAGGAGGAAACACAGAAGGAAGAAAACUUGACCUCGCUGGGGAAUGAGCCCACGCAGCAGCCCGAGUCGGGGCAGUCCCUACUGCAGCAGUGGCAGCAGGAGCUGAAGGCCAUGAUCAAAGAGGAGCAAGAGCAGGACGAGAAGGAGGCUAUCAGGAGGCUGCAGGCUUUCGCCAACCUGCAGGAGGCGCUGCUAGAGAACAUGAUCUUGAACGUCCUUGUGGAGGCGAGCCGAGGAGAAGUGGUGCUCACCUCACGGCCACGCAUCAUCGCCCUGCCGCCGCUCAGUGCGCCCAGGUAUCUGAACCCGGACCAGAUGUCAGUGCACAAAGCGGAGGGACCCCGCCAGGCGGCGCCACCUCGUGUGGACUCUCUGACGACGCCUAUCCCCAGCCCCGCUAACCCGCUGCCCUAGGUUUUCUCAGCCCCCCAGUAAAGCAUCCCGCUCU
Messenger RNA from Oryctolagus cuniculus (rabbit), 6538 nucleotides. Lineage: Eukaryota; Metazoa; Chordata; Mammalia; Lagomorpha; Leporidae. The record is from RefSeq and is a predicted model, not a curated record.